Messenger RNA from Lolium rigidum, 1718 nucleotides. RefSeq names its product cytochrome P450 81Q32-like. NCBI's taxonomy places the organism in Eukaryota, Viridiplantae, Streptophyta, Magnoliopsida, Poales, Poaceae. The transcript is spliced from 2 exons. The record is from RefSeq and is a predicted model, not a curated record. Gene Ontology annotation, molecular function: oxidoreductase activity, acting on paired donors, with incorporation or reduction of molecular oxygen; heme binding; iron ion binding. The coding region runs from base 2 to 1543 and encodes 513 amino acids.
AAUGGAGAUGGAUAGCUUCAGACUCUGCUACGUCGCCGCCGCCACCUUCGUCACCAUCUUCCUGCUCCGCUCCUUCAUCACAAAGAAGCGGCGCCUGUUGCCGCCUGGCCCGGCCUUCGCGCUCCCGUUCCUCGGCCACCUCCCCUUCCUCGAGAAGCCGCUCCACGCCACGCUCGCGCGCCUCGCCUCGCGCCACGGCCCGGUCUUCUCGCUCCGCCUCGGCUCGCGCCCCGCCGUCGUCGUCACCUCCGCGGAGCUCGCCAGGGAGUGCUUCUCCUCCGACCUCGACGCCACGCUCGCCAACCGCCCGCACUUCCCCUCCGUGCGGGAGGCCUCCUUCGACUACAAGGCGCUCACCCUCGCCAACUACGGCGACCACUGGCGCGCCGCGCGAAAAGUCACCGUCCUGCAGCUCCUCUCCGCGCGCCGCGUCGACCUCAUGUCCGACUCCGUCGUCGCCCGCGAGCUGCGCGCCAUGGUGCGCCGCCUCGCGCGCGCGUCCGACGGCGGCGCCGCGUCCAGGGUCGAGCUCAAGAAGCGCCUCUUCGACCUCUCCCACAGCGUUCUCAUGGAGGCCUUGGCGCGGAGCAGGAACACCUACUCCGACGACGGGGCGGACAUGUCCGAGGAGGCGCGGGAGAUGAAGGAGGUGGUCGACGCCAUCGUGCCGCUCGUCGGCGUCGCCAACCUUUGGGACUACCUCCCGGUGCUGCGCUGGCUCGACUGGCGAGGCGUCAGGCACCAGCUGGCGGACGCGGUCAGCCGGAGGAACGCCUUCAUCUACAAGCUCAUCGACGCAGAACGCCACAAGCUAGAAGAUGCCGCAGAGGCGGACCAGGGCAUGAUCGGCGUCAUGCUCACGCUGCAGAAGUCAGAGCCGGAGAUGUACACGGACACUUUCAUCGCCGCCCUCGUCGCCAAUCUUCUGGGCGUCGGGACGGAGACGACAUCCACGACGACCGAAUGGGCCAUGGCGCUGCUGCUCAACCACCCGGCGGUGCUCAAGAAGGCGCAGGCAGAGAUCGACGCGCGCCUUGGCGCCGACCCCGGCCGCCUCCUCGACAAGACCGACCUGCCCCACCUCCCCUACCUCCAUUGCGUCAUCACCGAGACGCUCCGCCUGCGCCCCGCCGCGCCGUUGCUGCUCCCGCACGAGGCCGCCGCCGACUGCAAACUCCACGGCUACGACGUCGCGGCGGGCACCAUCGUGCUCGUCAACGCGCACGUCAUCAACCGCGACCCGGCCACGUGGGGCCCGGCGCCGGACGAGUUCAUGCCGGAGAGGUUCGAGCACGGCGCCGCGGACGGGAAGCUCAUGAUAUCCUUCGGGAUGGGCCGCCGCAAGUGCCCCGGGGAGAGCCUCGCCAUGAGGACCAUGGGCCUGGUUCUUGGCACGCUCAUCCAGUGCUUCGAAUGGACGAGGGUUGGGGAUGAAGACGUCGACAUGGACGCCAGCUCUGGCACCGUCAUGCUCAAGACUCACCCUCUCGAAGCUCUCUGCACACCGCGACCCGGCUUGCAUGCUCUCCUUCACCACAUCUGAAAAAGAUAGAAAUUGUAAAAGCAAGCAGAAAAUAAUGGACACAAAAGAAAGAUACACUAGAUAUACAUAUGUAGUUCAACUAUCGUGUACACAAUAUGUACACAUUUGUUUUACACCCACAGUAGUAUCUAGUAUGUACAGAGUGCGUAGGCGUGCCUUUCUUUCAGUAAUGCAU